This is a messenger RNA of Corythoichthys intestinalis (scribbled pipefish), 771 nucleotides long. RefSeq names its product kinetochore localized astrin (SPAG5) binding protein (gene knstrn). The record is from RefSeq and is a predicted model, not a curated record. Bases 95 to 664 code for a protein of 189 amino acids. Gene Ontology annotation, cellular component: kinetochore; mitotic spindle; microtubule plus-end. The transcript has 7 exons. NCBI's taxonomy places the organism in Eukaryota, Metazoa, Chordata, Actinopteri, Syngnathiformes, Syngnathidae. Gene Ontology annotation, biological process: mitotic sister chromatid segregation; spindle organization; regulation of attachment of spindle microtubules to kinetochore.
AUUCGGUAGGAAGGCUUGUUUUAUAUUUUUUGAAAUUAUUGUGCGGGUAAAUAUUUUGACGACACGUUUUGUGUAACGUUCUGAUUACGAAAAGAUGUCAAAAUUUCCAAGAGGCGUUCCGAAAUCUGCUUAUAAAAAAGAGAUGAAGGACGCUUCGGCUAAAAGUGGUGUCGGCAAACAGAAAGAAGUAGCGGGAUAUGGCCUGCACGGAGAACUGAAGGAGCAAAAUCAGCAACUGGCUGCUGCAAAAGAGGAACUGCAGAAAGAACUAACAGAAACGCAGCUAAGAGUUACCCAUUUGGAGCAACAGUUCAGUGUCCUUGAAAAGGAGAAUUGUGAGGUGAAGAAAAAACUUCAUGACUGUCAGAUAAUUCUAGUUGCUGAAAAAAUGGACCCUAUUUCAGGUGAAGUAAUUGUAAAAGCUGUACAUGAGAAUGAAGAAGAAAGAAAAGAAGUCAUGCAUGUCGCCACAGAACUACUAAAUUCACUAAAAGCUUUUGACGCCAUUGCUACUCAGCAACGUUCUCGCCUGCAGGAAAUCCAGAAAACGGUGUUAGACUUGAAUGGAGAACGGGAUCGUAUCAUGCAAGAGAGGCAGACCUUCAUUCUUGAAGCUGAUGACCUAGAAAAAGCGCUAAUGGAGGCAGAAGCACUAUUAUUGUAAAUGAGUCCAGUAGUCUUAUUUGAAGUUUGUAUGUCAGUGAAUGACAUGGUUCUAAAUGUGUUUGUUGUUGCAGUUCAUAUGUGUAAGUUCAUUAUAUCUUGUUUAAU